Messenger RNA from Acanthopagrus latus (yellowfin seabream), 976 nucleotides. RefSeq lists its product as uncharacterized. Bases 8 to 745 code for a protein of 245 amino acids. The record is from RefSeq and is a predicted model, not a curated record. The transcript has 4 exons. Lineage: Eukaryota; Metazoa; Chordata; Actinopteri; Spariformes; Sparidae.
AAAUAAGAUGAAGGCAACAUUCCAGUACAGGCAAAAGAUGGUUCAAGACCCGGAUACUGCCUCUACUGUCCUGGAUCUCUUUCCCAGAUUCUUGGAUACACCUGGCUUGAUCGACCAAGACUUCACAAUGAUCUUUGGUGAGGAGGUGUCUGGUAAAUUCCUCUCCAAGUGGCCAACAUUUUUCAAACCAAGAGUCAUCGCAGAUUGCUGCAAGAAUCUAACCCCGAGUCCGCAUGUGGAUGAGCUACUUCUGUCUGCACAACAGGAGUCUGAUGAUGGUGUGUGGCAUUCUGAAGAGUGGGACUCUGAGAUGGCCGCCAUCCUUCUGCUGCUUCACCUCUUGCCUCCAACAGUUAAAGGCAAGAAGGCCAGCAAGAUGAGAGCAUCGGAGGCUGCUAGACGCCUGAUCAAGUUCAUGAAGGUGGGGUCAAGCAUGGAGACCUUCCUUAAAGAAACUGGCCCCAAACAGCCCUUUCUUGUCGGUGUCGGAGAAAGAAGCAACAGCAUCCAGGAUUUUUACAUCAUCCUGGACCAGAAGGCCAUUCCCUGCAGGAUGCAGACCCCAGUUGCUGCCUUUGAUGAGCUCUUCAAGGCGCAUUAUGCUUUUGCCGUGUCGUAUGAUGAUGCGCUGUCCAGCUUCUUCAUCUUCAUCCAAACCACCGUGUAUGGCAUCGACGUCGGCAAAGUGAAAGAGAGUCCUCGGGUAAAAGAAAUCAGAGCGAGGCUUCUUCACUGUGAAGUUUGAAGACCGAUACAUUUUGACCAGAAAUGUACACAUGUUACAUUUGCAAGGUACACCACACCAGUUGUUCAAUGUUAUUUAGACAUUUGAAGUUUGAGCAUGGAUUGUAUCCCGGAAGGUCUCUGCGCUUGAACUGUUGAGUCUACAGUUCCAUACUGUAAUUAUAUGUGAAUCCAGACUGUUAAUUGUUAAUGUGGUGUGGUGGCCAUUUAAUAAGACUAUUUUUCUAAAGAA